AUGUCCGCUGCUGCUGAAUCGAAACAGAGCGCAGAAGUUUUGUCUGAAUUGUUUAGCAAACUUGCUGUUGCUGCGCCAGAAGAGAGAGACUCUGCUGCUACUAAUGUCGCUUCUUUCCUCAACGGUGAAAUCAUCGAGCAUGAUGUCCCAUACGAAUUUUUCCAAACUUUGGAAAAGGCUAUCAAAGACAAGAAGCAGGCCGUGAAUGCUCUUGUCACUGUGAGACAUAUUGCAAGUGCUUCCGACUUGUCCCCCUCUGUCGAGCCAUACAUCGUCGGCCUUGUUGAGACCAUCUCAUCGAAGGCAGGUGACAAGCAGCAAGAUGUUAGAGAUGCUGCUGCUGCCGCCCUGCUUGCCAUUGCCAGAGCCGUCACUCCGGUUGCUAUCAAGGAUAUCUUGGCUCGCUUGAUCAAGUGCCUGCACGAGACCGCUAAAUGGCAAGAAAAAAUCGCUCUUUUAGAUGCUAUUGCUGUUUUGGUCGAGACUUCCAAGGCUCAGCUUGCUCUUAGAAUGCCCGAGCUUAUUCCGGUGCUGUCCGAGGCUAUGUGGGAUACCAAGGUUGAUGUCAAGAAGGCCGCCACUGAGACCAUGACCAAGACCACUGCUACCAUCGAGAACAAAGAUAUUGAGCCUUUCAUUCCAAAGCUCAUUAGCUCUAUUUCUGAUCCAACCCAGGUUCCAGAAACCGUUCACGCUUUGGGUGCCACUACCUUCGUUUCCGAGGUCACCACCGCUGCUUUGUCCAUCAUGGUUCCAUUGCUUUCUAGAGGUUUGGCCGAGAGAGACACUUCCAUCAAGAGAAAGGCUGCUGUUAUUAUCGACAACAUGUGUAAACUGGUCGAUGACCCACAAGUUGUUGCUCCAUUCAUGGAGAAGCUGUUCCCAGCUUUGAAGACUAACUUGUCUACUAUCGCUGACCCAGAGGCUAGAUCUGUUACCGAGAGAGCUUUGAACACUCUUAGAAGAGUUGGUGCUGUUCCAGCUGAUGACAGCAUUCCGGAAGUCUCCACCGCCGGUGAUGUUGAUGUUAACCUUGCCAUUCUGAAGGACUUGGUCAGAGACAAGCCAGCUAGAUUUGACAUUGUUCAGAAAUACGUUGCCGCUAUCGCUGGUGAUCUGAUUGACGAGAGAAAGAUUGAUCCAGAAGCUUGGUCUUCCGCUUUGACACCAUUCUUGACCAUUUUCUUGCACGAGAAAGAGUCGAAGGAGAUCAUUGAGGAGUUCAGAAAGAGAUCCGUUGACAAUAUUCCUCAACCACCAGUCUUUGAGGACGAGGAUGAUGAGGGUGAGGACCUCUGUAACUGUGAGUUCUCUUUGGCUUAUGGUGCCAAGAUCUUGUUGAACAAGACUCAACUUAGAUUGAAGAGAGCUAGAAGAUACGGUCUGUGUGGUCCAAACGGUGCUGGUAAGUCUACUCUGAUGAGGGCUAUUGCCAACGGUCAGGUUGAAGGUUUCCCAACUCAAGAAGAGUGUAGAACUGUCUACGUUGAGCACGACAUUGACGGUUCCCACGCCGAGACUCCAGUUGUUGACUUCGUUUUGGACCAGAACACAUCUCUUGACAGGGACACAGUGAAGGCCAAACUUUUGGAAUUCGGCUUUUCUGAGCAAAUGAUCGACAUGCCAAUUGCUGCUCUUUCCGGUGGUUGGAAGAUGAAGUUGGCUCUUGCUAGAGCUGUGUUGGCUAACGCAGAUAUCUUGCUUUUGGAUGAGCCAACUAACCACUUGGAUACCGUCAACGUUGCUUGGUUGGUCAACUACUUGACCACUUGUAACAUCACCUCCAUUAUUGUUUCCCACGACUCUGGAUUCUUGGACAAUGUCGUUCAAUACAUCAUUCACUACGAAGGAUUCAAGCUUAGAAAAUACAAGGGUAACCUUUCCGAGUUGAUCAAGAGAGUUCCAUCUGCCAAGUCUUACAAGGAGCUUUCUGCAUCUGAGGUCGAGUUUAAGUUCCCAGAACCAGGUUUCUUGGAGGGUGUUAAGACCAAGCAAAAGGCCAUUGUCAAGGUUUCCAACAUGUCCUUCCAAUACCCAGGUACCAGCAAGCCUCAAAUUUCCGACAUCUCUUUCCAAUGUUCGUUGUCGUCGAGAAUUGCCGUCAUUGGUCCAAACGGUGCUGGUAAGUCCACCCUGAUUAACGUGUUGACUGGUGAGUUGCUUCCAACCAGUGGUGAAGUUUACGUCCACGAGAACUGUCGUAUUGCUUACAUCAAGCAACACGCUUUCGCUCAUAUUGACUCGCAUUUGGACAAGACUCCAUCUGAGUACAUUCAAUGGAGAUUCCAAACCGGUGAAGACAGAGAGACCAUGGACAGAGCCUCUAGACAAAUCAACGAGAAUGAUGAGCAGGCUAUGAACAAGAUCUUCAAGAUUGAUGGUACCCCUAGAAGAAUUCAAGGUAUCCACGCUAGACGGAAGUUCAAGAACACUUAUGAGUAUGAGUGUUCCUUCUUGUUGGGUGAGAACCUUGGUAUGAAAUCCGAGAGAUGGGUCCCAAUGAUGUCUGUCGACAACGCUUGGUUGCCAAGAGGUGAGCUUAUCGAGUCCCACGCUAAGAUGGUUGCCGAGGUUGACAUGAAGGAGGCUUUGGCUUCCGGUCAAUUCAGACCUUUGACUAGAAAAGAGAUCGAAGCCCACUGUGCUAUGCUGGGAUUGGAUGCUGAAUUGGUGUCCCACUCUAGAAUCAGAGGUCUAUCUGGUGGUCAAAAGGUCAAGUUGGUUCUGGCCGCUUGUACAUGGCAAAGACCUCACUUGAUUGUUUUGGAUGAGCCAACCAACUAUCUGGACAGAGACUCCUUGGGAGCUUUGUCUAAGGCUUUGAAGUCUUUCGAGGGUGGUGUCAUCAUCAUUACCCACUCUGCCGAGUUCACUAAGGACUUGACUGAGGAAGUCUGGGCCGUUGUUGACGGUAAGAUGACUCCAUCCGGUCACAACUGGGUCCAAGGCCAAGGUUCUGGUCCAAGAUUGGAGAAGAAGAACGACGACGAGGAAGACAAGUUCGACGCUAUGGGUAACAAGAUUGUCACCACUAAAAAGAAGACUAAGCUUUCUUCUGCCGAACUGAGAAAGAAGAAGAAGGAAAGAAUGAAGAAGAAGAAGGAAUUGGGCGACGCUUACGUGUCUUCUGACGACGAAUUCUAA
Ogataea angusta is the source of this 3144-nucleotide messenger RNA. RefSeq lists its product as uncharacterized. The record is from RefSeq and is a predicted model, not a curated record. NCBI's taxonomy places the organism in Eukaryota, Fungi, Ascomycota, Pichiomycetes, Pichiales, Pichiaceae. The coding region runs from base 1 to 3144 and encodes 1047 amino acids. Gene Ontology annotation, molecular function: ATP hydrolysis activity; ATP binding; translation elongation factor activity. The transcript has a single exon.